Cucurbita pepo subsp. pepo (vegetable marrow) is the source of this 138-nucleotide messenger RNA. The record is from RefSeq and is a predicted model, not a curated record. Lineage: Eukaryota; Viridiplantae; Streptophyta; Magnoliopsida; Cucurbitales; Cucurbitaceae.
AUGCCUUUCGGGACGUUCAUUGAAGUGGAACCGCCCAGUCCACUCCGAUACAUAAUUGGGGCCGUUAUAAUGAUGAUCGGAGUCGUAUUGCCCCUCGGAUACAUGAUGUUCCGGAAUAAGCGUGGACCUUCUUCUUCU